This is a messenger RNA of Ipomoea nil (Japanese morning glory), 966 nucleotides long. RefSeq lists its product as uncharacterized. The record is from RefSeq and is a predicted model, not a curated record. Bases 1 to 966 code for a protein of 321 amino acids. Lineage: Eukaryota; Viridiplantae; Streptophyta; Magnoliopsida; Solanales; Convolvulaceae. The transcript has 3 exons.
AUGGAUCAGGAGUUCAAUGCCCUUCUACAUAAUAACACCUGGAGUCUCAUCCCGGCCAAACCUGGCAUGAAUAUAGUUGGGUGUAAAUGGGUUUACAGCACCAAACGUAAGGCUGACGGGACGGUAGACCGGCACAAGGCCCGCUUGGUUGCUAAGGGGUUUAAUCAAGUAGCUGAGACUGUCUACAUUCGUCAACCGCCCGGUUAUGAAGAUCCGGUACACCCAGACUAUGUUUGCCAUCUACAGCGGUCUCUAUACGACCUAAAGCAAGCCCCAAGGCCUGGUGCCUCACGUAUCUAUCUCCUGGUAUAUGUAGAUGAUAUUAUUAUGAUGGGCAAUGAUACAGCUUUGUUGACCACUCUGCUUGGCCGUCUAUCGGUGGCCUUUAAGAUUCGAGACCUAGGGACUCCGACUUUUUUCCUCGGUAUUGAGACAAUAUCUGUUGAUGGUGGCUUGUUGUUAUCACAACGUCGAUAUAUGGACGACAUCCUUACCCGUGCUGGCAUGGUGGACUACAAGUCUCUCUCCACUCCAGCAGCAAUCACUAAAGCCGCAUCUCCAUCUACGGAUCCUUAUGAGAACCCUACGCAAUACCGUAGGCCGGCCAGGGCUCUACAGUAUCUCACCAUCACUCGGCCGGACCUAUCUUAUGUUGUAAACAGGCUAUGUCAGUUCAUGCACGCUCCUAGAGACGAGCACUGGGGCAUGCUCAAGCGGGUUCUACGAUAUGUGAAGGGUACGCUCAUCUAUGGCCUACAGCUAACAACUUCUCCGUCGUCUGACGUACACGCCUACUCAGACUCCGACUGGGCCGGGUGUCCCAUAGAUAGGAAGUCUACUAGUGGGUAUGCUGUUUUCCUUGGCACGAAUCUUGUAUCGUGGGUGUCACGCAAGCAGCGAACUGUCGCUAGGUCGUCUACUGAAGCCGAGUCUAAGGGCUUGGCUGAUGUUGCUGUAACACCCUAG